AUGAAAGAAUUUCGAGAAGUUUGUUUUCGAGGUAUACCAGAAGAAUCAGGUUUACAUGCUACAGCCUGGAAAGUAUUACUUGGAUAUUUACCGCCAGAGAAAUCCAUGUGGCAGUCCACCAUAUAUGAACAACGAUUAUCUUAUUAUAAUCUAGUGAAAGAUUUAUUAGAAAAACCUGGAGAAGAACCACCUAGUAGUGAUCAUCCUUUGAAUUCCACUCCUGGAUCGAAAUGGGCAACUUAUAUUCAGGACAAUAAUACUUUAGAACAAAUAGAUAAAGAUGUAAGACGUACUCUACCAGAUUUCGCUUUUUUUCAACAACGUGUACCACAAAAUCCUUUAAAUCCACUUUCAUCACCACCACUUCCUGUCAACAAUACAAUUGAAGAAAGUAAUGAUAUUGAUCCUUUACAACAAUCUGAUACGAAACGUCGAUUCUCUUUUGGUAUCAUGGGAAGACCAAGAUCUGGCUCAAAUACAUCUAAAAAAUCUCUCAAAGUCAACAAUAGUCUCAACAAUGCUAACCGAUCAAGAUCCAAUUCAAAAAGUUCUACUAGGUCAUCUGGUGGUAUCAUGAUGGAAAAUGGUACAGAUAUGAUUCAUUCACCACGAAAUAUUGUACGAAAACUAUCCACAGCAUUUUCAAAAUCAAGUUCAUCAUUAUCACUCACCAACAAUACUACUACUACUAAAUAUAACAAAAAACAAUCAUCAACUGCAGCAUUGACUCCUAUUUGUCCUUAUAUCCCUAAUCGACGAUCUCUCUUCAAACGUAUCCAACAACAACAAACAGAAAAUUCACAACAAGAGAAAGAGAAGGAAGAUGGUUACAAGAAGGAAGGUGAUGAUGAUUAUACGCAAGAUUAUCAUUGGGAAGUGAUUGAACGUAUUCUUUUUAUGUAUGCAAAAUUGAAUCCUGGUAUUGGUUAUGUACAGGGCAUGAACGAAAUUCUAGCUCCUAUUUAUUACGUAUUUGCUAAUGACACCUCACCAGGUUUAGCAGGUCAGGUACAUGCAGAACCUGAUACAUUUUAUGUGUUUACAAUUCUAAUGGGCGAUGUACGUGAUCACUUUGUCAGAUCUUUGGACCAAGAUGGUAUGGGUAUUCAUGCAACCUUAUUUCGAAUGCAACAACGAUUAGCUUGGUAUGACAAGACUUUAUGGCGUGAUCUACAAAAGAAAGAGGUGAAAGAACCCUAUUAUGCUUUUCGUUGGAUCACUGUACUAUUUACUCAAGAAUGGGAUUUACCGGAUGUGAUACGAUUAUGGGAUUCUUUGUUGGCGGAACGUGGCAUGUCUUAUGGAACCAAACCUGGAGGUGAACGAUAUCAACAAACCGAUACUUCAUUUGAAUUUCUACUGGAUUUUGCUGUUGCAAUGCUUGUAUGUAUUCGUCAAGAUUUACUCAAAGGGGAUUUUGCAGAAAACAUCAAACUCCUUCAGAAUUACCCUGUGAAUGAUAUUCAGUUUGUGUUAACCAUGGCCAAUCGAAUACGAGAAACAAGACUUCAAAUGGUAUCUAUGGGACAAGUAGUACCUGGUGUGAAUGAUAUACGACAUAGUGGAGUCUUUAGUGGAGAUUGGAGUGAUACAUCAUCCAUUUCAUCAACAACCAGUACAGCAAGCAGUCGAUUACAACAACGAUUACGGGAAUCUACAGAUAUAGCAAGAGCCAGUUUUGAUUCAUUCAAACGGGAAUCAAAAGAAUCUAUGGAUGAUAUAUUUCGACGUGGUAUGGCUGCAUCUGGUGAACAAUGGAAACGAGCAAGUACAGGUGAAAUGAAACGAAGUAUUUCUCAACGACUUGGAUUUGUUAAAAGCAACGUAUUUAACAAAGCAAAACGAUCUGGAUCUGUACGAUCAACAACUAGUGAAACAUCAUUUAUAUCAUCACAACAACAACAAAAACAUUGGUUGCUGGCCAAUCAAUUCAAUCAAAGUGGUAUCCUUUCCACCUCUUCAUCAACGUCUGAUCAUCAUCAUCAUUUUCGAUCGAAUAGUGCCAACAGUAACAACAAUAGUUUCAUACCCUAUACUAGUGAUCGACAACGUACAAUAUCUGGAUCUUCACAAACUUACACUGAUGAUGGAUCUAUCUCAUCUAGAUCCUCCAACAUGUUAAAUCGAUUCUCUCAAUUGAUGGUAUCUGGUCAUUCAGCAUCUUCCAUCACUCCAUACCAACGAUCUUCAAGUCCUCAUGUAUAUGAUCCUCUUACAACCAAUGGCAAUGAUGUUGAUUCUUUAGUCUCGACAACCAAUCCAACAUCACACGACGAUGAAGACGACAAUGAAAAGUUACUUUUCGCAAAAGCUGCUGCUGCUCGGGAUGAGGCUCUUUAUUAUAGAACUUCUACUGCUGGUACUUACAAGGGUUGUGUCUAA
Molecule: messenger RNA, 2382 nt
Organism: Halteromyces radiatus
Lineage: Eukaryota; Fungi; Mucoromycota; Mucoromycetes; Mucorales; Cunninghamellaceae
Product: rab-GTPase-TBC domain-containing protein
Exons: 6
Coding region: 1-2382 (793 amino acids)
Biological process (GO): intracellular protein transport; activation of GTPase activity
Molecular function (GO): GTPase activator activity
Source: RefSeq, a predicted model, not a curated record